Messenger RNA from Raphanus sativus (radish), 787 nucleotides. Its product is annotated as transcription factor PRE5-like. Gene Ontology annotation, biological process: regulation of DNA-templated transcription; regulation of growth. NCBI's taxonomy places the organism in Eukaryota, Viridiplantae, Streptophyta, Magnoliopsida, Brassicales, Brassicaceae. The coding region runs from base 405 to 683 and encodes 92 amino acids. The transcript has 2 exons. The record is from RefSeq and is a predicted model, not a curated record. Gene Ontology annotation, molecular function: protein dimerization activity.
GCUCUCACUCUCCUGUGGUCCUUGACCUCUUUAUGUUCUCUUAUCACUUUCUCAAUUUCUUUAUAUCUCUAAGUGUCUCUAUACACCGAAACAUUUUCUUGCAUCUCCUCGUUUCUUCUCUUCUGGUUGCUUCUUUUACAUCUUGAUCUCUUCUCUUCCUUCUUUUACAUCUUCAACGCAAUACAAAACUUGUGGGAUAAAUACGAACCCUCUAUUUCUACUAAUAUAUAGCUUCCCUCUUUUUCAGCCUUAUUAAUAUCACAUUUCUUUUUCUAUAUUCAUCUCUUAUUUACUUGUUCAAUCCAGAGACAGAGAGAAAGCACGCAACUUAAGGGUUAAUUUCUUACAACAUUAAUUGUAGUGUUAUACUAAUCAAAAAGUAAAAAAAAAAAACCUACAAGAAAAUGUCUAACAGGAGAUCAAGGCAAUCUUCCAGUGCUCUAAGGAUUUCCGAUGACCAGAUGAUCGACCUUGUUAGUCAGCUUUGUCAGCUUUUGCCAGAGAUUCGUGAACGACGCCGUUCUGAUAAGGUGUCAGCAUCAAAGGUACUUCAAGAGACAUGCAACUACAUAAGAAAGCUGCAUCGAGAAGUUGAUAAUCUCAGUGAACGUUUGUCGCAGCUCCUCGACUCCGUUGAUGAAGAUAGCCAUGAAGCUUCCGUCAUUAGAAGCUUGCUCAUGUAACCUUCCAAUAUAUGUACUUCUUAUAACUUUUACAAUAUAUAUUUAUUAUAUUUGUAAUCGUGAUUGUCCUUAAUAUAUUUAUUAUAAACUUCUGAAUUUUCGUC